UGUAACCAAAAAGAUAGGUUGCGCCUACAGAAAUCAACUCAAUCAACUCGUUCGUGUACUAAGUAUCGUGAUAUAAUUCCCUCAAGCGUUGAAAUGAUCUGCUUAUUUGCAUGCUUACUUCCAACUUGACACCUUAUUUAUUGCAUUAAGUUUAUAAAAUCAGUCUUAGAGCAUUGCUUCUCUUCCGAGACCACUGGUCCCAAAAGAGCCAACCGUCAUCCGCACUGCUUUUCCCACGUGGCGAUUGUCCAUUGGGCAGCAUUUCCGAACUAACGGAUAACGGUACGGGGCUUCACAUGCGCAAAACCCAGAUAACGUCAGCGGGGCCCACGCAGCCCACGUGUCGCGAUCCACGUAAGAAAGUUCACGCCCCCCCGGAGCUGACACGUCGGACAAAAAGGUUUGGCUGGGGCAAAGCAAAGAUGAGAUCAGAGAAAAAGAGGAGUGUGGGAGAUAAAGCUCCAAAGUCAGAGAUGAACUUUCCCGGGGAAAUGGAAAACGAAAGGAAAGGAAAAAAGCUGGGUUCCUGAUUUUCUCACGAAGCAGACAGAAUCGUGACACCAGAAAAUUGAAGCUUAUGAUCUAAAGUAAAGAAAACAUGGAGAAAGUCUGUGAAUUCUGCAUGGCUUUGAGGCCCGUCAUCUACUGUCAAGCCGAUGCAGCACGACUUUGCCUCUCUUGUGAUGCAAAAGUUCAUUCAGCCAAUGCACUGUCUAACCGCCAUCUCCGAUCUCUCCUGUGCGAUUCUUGCCGGUACCGCCCAGCGUACACUCACUGUCUGGACCACAAGUUGUAUAUCUGUCGUAAUUGUGACAGGAGGAUCCACGAUGGGUCUUGUCAGCAUCGGACGCAGGCAAUCAGCAGUUAUAUGGGAUCCCCUUCAGCUAAUGACUUUGCAGAAUUAUGGGACUUAGACUUGAGCCAAUUGGGCGAUCUUGCUUGCACCGGUCCAUCUGAUUCGUCUUCCUGUGAACUCGUGGAUUUGGGCACAAUAACUGCGGAUACUUCAGGUUCAGUCUGUCCAGGGGAAUGUAAUGUUGGAUCAAGAAAUCAACAAAGAGCUAAGACAUCAUACGAUAGUCAACAGAAUCAGUCGUCUUGCUUCAUUAUGCGACAGAUUCUUGACUUGAGAAAGCUUCAACUAAAUGAGAAGAAGGACAUCUUAUCUUUGAUUUGUGAUCAAGAGCAAAAUGAUUUGUCUUUGUCAUUUUCUCAUAGUCCAAGGAAGUUCAAUGAGACUACUGAUCAGAGUUUGCAGAGCUGCGAAGAUCUUUCUGGGAAAGUGGAGACCUUUCCUUCAACAUUUUCCACACUAGGGAAUUUACCAUCAUCUUCAACUUCUGGUACUCCUAGUCCUUGGCAAAGCGAAUCCAUCUGGCAAUGCAGAAGCCCUUUUCAGACUAGUCAGUUUUGGGCCCAAAAUAUGCAAGAUCUUGGGAUAUGCGAAGAGCUUGUUUGCCAUGACGAUUUCAACAUUCCGGAAGUUGAUGUGACAUUCCAAAACUAUGAAGAACUUUUUGGAGGAGAGCAAGACACAAUCAGAGCUCUGCUCGAUGAAAGUGAGCUGGCAUGUUCUUCUGUGGACAAGGUUGUUCCUGUUGAUGACUCAGAGAACAGCAAUGCCAAGCUACUCAAGGAUAUUUCGUUUGCUUCAUCUGUUAGCUUCGGCGCCACCGCUGUUAUGGAUGGUGACACAGUCCUUACCAACCAGGUUAAUUUCAUACAACAGGGGACCUUGGACUUGUGCCCUUCCAUUCAACGAUCUUGUUCGACGUUGUCACCCUCAAUUUCAAGGCUCAGUACAGAAAGCACCGGUUUAGAUUCUUUAGAAAGCGGCCUUUCACCCAGCAUCGAUCGAGGAGAACAACAAUGCGACUUGCAUGAGGAGGACAUCAUUGAGGGGAAUGGCAGAGAAACCGACAUAAUGAGUAAUACAGACAGAGAGAAACCUCGAAGGCACGAGAAAAGAACUCAGAAUGCAUCCCGAAGAGGGAAAGCGGAUGCACGGAAGCGAAUAAAGGGAAGGUUAAAGACCGGGGGGUUCGAUUCUGAUAUCGUUGGUGUCAUGAGAAGCUACUGAAAGUGGUCUUCCUUCAUCUUCAUUUUUUGUAGCUGUGCUGUACAUAAAUGAGCUCUGAGAAAUUACACGGGCUAUGGAACUUGUCCUGCUGCUACUCAUGUUUUCUGAAUGUAAAUUAAUUUUCUGUA
Syzygium oleosum is the source of this 2208-nucleotide messenger RNA. Its product is annotated as zinc finger protein CONSTANS-LIKE 10. Gene Ontology annotation, molecular function: protein binding; zinc ion binding. The transcript is spliced from 6 exons. The record is from RefSeq and is a predicted model, not a curated record. Lineage: Eukaryota; Viridiplantae; Streptophyta; Magnoliopsida; Myrtales; Myrtaceae. The coding region runs from base 599 to 2080 and encodes 493 amino acids.